Molecule: messenger RNA, 902 nt
Organism: Photinus pyralis (common eastern firefly)
Lineage: Eukaryota; Metazoa; Arthropoda; Insecta; Coleoptera; Lampyridae
Exons: 2
Coding region: 121-531 (136 amino acids)
Molecular function (GO): odorant binding
Source: RefSeq, a predicted model, not a curated record
ACAAAUCGUAGGCGUUUAUUGAAACAACAAAAAUAUGAGGUCAAGGGAAUAAAUUCCAAUCUUAGUUGUACUUAAUAGCAAAGCUGUCUAUUUGAGAAUUAUAUUUUUACACUACGCAAAAUGAAGUUAAUUAUAACGUUAGUGUGUGUUUUCGUGCCCCUGGUUUCGUCAAUCAACAUAGAAAAGGUGCCCAAGCUCCUUCAAGAAUCAUGGAACCUCAUCACGAAGCCGUACGAAGCAAAAUGCGUUGCAGAAACAGGUGUUAACCAAGUUUACGCCGACAGAAUAUUUUUGUACAGCGAAUAUCCAGACGACGACGCUUUAAAAUGCUAUAUGUUGUGCGUUUGCAAAGAAUUGGGGAUUUUUAACGUCUCCACUGGCGAAUGGAUCGUGGAUGCGUUUCUGCGUGUUGCAGGCAUGACGCCCGAAAUAUACGCAGUCUGUAACGACGAAACGAAAGCCAUUACAAAUUUGUGUCAAAAGACCUUUGAUCUGUCCAAGUGCUUUGCCAGCCAUGUAAGAGAACCAUAAUUGUAAUUCAUGCGUUGUCCAUUCCAUGAACAAUCAGCGUAAACCUUUUUAAUAUUUGUGCUCGUUUAGCUUUCACAAAAAGCAAUGUGUUAUAUUUUAUAUACAAACUCUAAGAUUAAUUUAUCUACCGUAAACAUGAAAUGAAAAUUUGUCAGACCUUUAAAGGAACAUGUUUGAGAUAGAUAUCGAGUAAUGUCUACAGGGCAAUAAGUCCUGAGUAAAUUAUUAUUGCAUUAAAGUGUAUGUUUUAGAAACGAUACCAUAAUUUAAUAAUAAUUAGUCAUAAUUUUAUAUUGUACUUGUUAACUGAUCAUAGUUAUACUUAUUUAAAUUUUAAAUUAUUAAUUAAAACCACUGCAGACGUGUAGUUA